This is a messenger RNA of Drosophila obscura, 2422 nucleotides long. RefSeq lists its product as uncharacterized. The coding region runs from base 206 to 2401 and encodes 731 amino acids. The record is from RefSeq and is a predicted model, not a curated record. Lineage: Eukaryota; Metazoa; Arthropoda; Insecta; Diptera; Drosophilidae. The transcript has 3 exons.
UGUCACACUAUUUUCAGUUUCGCUGUUACACAUUUCCCCACACUUUGCUCCACACUACUCGUACACUUUCUUUUCGUUGCUUUCACGUUUUUGUUCUUUUAUUCCAUCAUGAGUGAUGGCAGUCAAAACAAAGGAGAGCUCUUGGAGAAAUCUCAGUCUCAGAUCGUCUUUGAGGAGCCGCUAGUGGAGGUUCGGGAAAAUUCGAAUGCUUCUAUCGGUGACAGGCGGGAGGAACAGCUCCUUGGAUGACAUGCUGGAGAAGAGGACAAGCAAAGAAGGGGACAGAGCGGCAUCGUCUUCAAAAAUUAAACCUCAAGAGCAACCCAAGCGGAGCGGAACACCAAAAGCAAAGCCUGGAAGAGAAGUAAUGGGUAAGAAAGCCACCAAAAAGUCUCCCAGAAGGGAGAUUAAUGCACCGAAGGCGCCCACAAAGAAGCCACAAAAGACUGCCGAGAAAUCUGUGGGCAAGAAGUCAGAGAAACCCACGAAGAAAGUUCCACGAAGCUCUCCCACACAGAGAAAGUCAUCCCCAAAAAAAGCACAGGGAGUGUCCAUAGAAGGGUCCCUCUCUAGUAAUAGAAUUUCAAUGGAAAGUCUUGGCCUUCAGGCAAUGCGCUCCAAAACAUCGAUUGCCUCGAAACUUUCAUUUACGUCGAGGUCUUCCCGGAGGUCUACCAGAAGUCGAAGCUCGAAGAAUCUGCUUGUUGCAGAGGGUUUCAAAAUGAUUAGGAGGAAAGCCAAACAGAAUGAACCGCUGCCUGGAGCAGAAGAACAGUCGAAGGAGUCUGCACACGAAGACGACUUGUCCUCGUCCGAGUCGGACACUUUGGAGACAUACCAAUCGAGUCUGGUCGAAACUGUAGUAGUCGAGGAGGAGGCAAUGGAACUCUCCCAGAGGCUUGCCUUUCUCCAGGUAUUAAAGGACCUGCCCGACAUACGUGACCUUUCGGAGACUACCACCAUCGAGUCGAUUCCGAUACAGGACACUGAGGAAGCGAAUGCCGAACGCUUGACCGACACUGGACACUUUGUGGAUGGCGUCGCAAGCAAUGAGCAUUCCGAAUCGGACACGGGGACUCAGCACAGUCUGGAAUGCGAAGCCACCGAACAUAGAGCGGAUCGAACAGCCGAUGACAGCGAAAGCUUGGAUAUGUCACUGGCUACUGAAUCCGAAAGUGGUGACGACUUUGCAGAACCUCCCUGGACCGAAGAGUCGGUGGAUGAUAUUACCAAGAGCAUGAUGAGCAUUGUGUUCACAAGCGACGAGGCCAUGCCUGUGCUUGUCCUCGGGGAUGAUCUCUACGAGGUCUAUCUGGCCAAUAUGGAGACGUGUCAGCAGUUGCUCACUCAACUGAUCAAUGAGGCCGUAAACUAUGCCGAGAGCGACUACGUUCGCUUGACGCGAGUCCUAGACAAGGAAAAAAUGAUGAAGCAGCUCUAUAAGCUAACAGUGGACUAUUCGGUGGAGCGGCAUCGCAAUACGAAGCUCGAUAACCUGGUCUGUGAGUUUUACCUGCGAAAGAAAUGCAUGGGCUUCAUCAGCGGACCGAAGGGGUCAGACGCAUUCAGCAGGACCCGAUACCGGAACGCCAUCCUCGAGCUGGACAGCCGUCUGAGUGUGGAGAUCGAGACGGAGAAGAAAAAGGAGAGUAUUAUAAAGCAGUUGCGCGACGAGGAAGAAGCCGCUACGGUCGAGGCCGACGAGAAGGUCCGCCACUUUGAGAACAAUGUCAUGCAGACCUUGUGCUUUAGGGAUGGGUUUGAUCAUCUGAAAGCUUUGGUUGGCGUGAUCCUGCGAGGCAUCUCAAGGUUUCGCGAGGAAGUGGAUCAAGUCAGAUUGGCUCUACUGCUUACCCAGCACCAAAAUGCAUCCCUAACUAUUCAAUUGGAUAAGAUGGAAAAUCUGGGCGAUGGCCUCAAAAUGCACGAGUAUCUGUCCAAUCAGGCCACCAACCAAUCUUUGGGCAUCAAAAUAAAUGAACGUAAUGGGGAACUGAAGCGAUUGAACAGACGCAUCACUCACGACACCCAUGCCCUGGCCCACUUUCAGAACAAAGAGCUGAUGAACGGAAACAUUCUGGCGCGCAUGAAAAUAAGACUCCAUCGAAGGAUAGCAACGAGAGAGAACCUCCGGAUGAUCAUCUACACGGCCAAGAUCAGGCACCUCAACCUGAAGAAUGAAAAGAAGAGAGUACGCGCCGCCGGCUGCCUCAUGCACUACCCCGGCCUGAUGAAAGACUACGACGUGACCCUCGAGCAGCUGGAGGCGAAGCGCAAUGUGGUCCAGAAGCUGCGCUUGGAGCAUGCACGCCUGGAGCACAGGGUAGAACAUGUGGGGACCAUCAUAGCCGAGACUGAAAAGCGGCUACGAAGUGUCCGUUCUUUGACGCUAUUGAAGUAAUUUAAUACCAAGGAAUUAUAG